Aureobasidium subglaciale EXF-2481 is the source of this 4809-nucleotide messenger RNA. RefSeq lists its product as uncharacterized. Gene Ontology annotation, cellular component: HDA1 complex. The transcript has 2 exons. Lineage: Eukaryota; Fungi; Ascomycota; Dothideomycetes; Dothideales; Saccotheciaceae. The record is from RefSeq and is a predicted model, not a curated record. Bases 1 to 4809 code for a protein of 1602 amino acids. Gene Ontology annotation, molecular function: DNA binding.
AUGCCGAAGAGAAAGAACGGCGGUAGCAGUGGCGGACCUCCUGCUAAAAAGCCUCGCCAGGAUGAUGAGGACGAGGUGGACGAGGUAGCCGACGACUUCUUCGAAAUUAAGAGCAUCAUCGGCGAGAGAGUCAACGAAUACCGUGUCGACUGGCAAGACAUUGGCUCCAAGAAGUUCACGCCCACCUGGGAGCCCAAGGAGAACGUCACCGACGCCGCUAUCGAGGAAUGGGAAGGAAAGAAGAGGCUGAAAGAGCAGAGAAAGAGCGAGGGUACAGCCGACAAGGGAAAGGGCAAGGUUAGAGACACAGCUGGUCCUUCGUCGGGCAGUUUCAUCCAGUUCGACAGCGACGAGGAGGAUGACUCCAAAGACACGCAGCGCCCUUCGAAGCCUGCUGCUUCUGCGUCUAGACAACCCGUCACGUUGAAGCUCAAGAAGCCUGUCAAGCUCGUCACCGAGACCGCCGAAUCUGCACCCAACUCACCUGAGCCUCCUGAGAAGAAACCCGGAAGGCCGAGCAAGUCUGCAACCAGACCACAAUCCGAGGAAGACGACGAUGACGACGACGGUGAUGUCGUUCUGAUGGAAGUCACCAAGCCUGUCAAGCGUGGUCGUGGUAGACCUAGAAAGUUAUUACCAGAGAUCGGUCGUCAGAAAGAGCAGGAUGACGAAGACGUCCAGUUCUUCAACCAGCCUGCUGGACCUGCCAAAUCGAGCCCUCUGCAGCCAUCCAACCGUCAGAAAGCGAUACAAGACGACGGCGAGGUAGCCAGCUCAGCUCCGUUGAAGAGAGGUCCUGGAAGGCCCAGAAAGAGUCUGCUGUCCAGGUCUACAGAGCAGUUAGACCAGCAAUCUGAGAAGCGCAAGCCUGGUCGGCCGAAGAAGUUGUCUCGCGCCACGCUCGAUUCUUCUGACGAAGACUCGAACGACAAAUUGUCCAGAAUACGGCGCAAAUCUGGCCCCCAACGCACGCCUGUCGUGCCCAUCUCGAUUGAGAUGUUUGAUAUUCCCGACGAUGAUGCUCCCAUCCAAGUUUCAGAGGCACGCACAGCACGUGUUAUACCAGAGUCUUCCAAUGAAGGUGCUGAAGACGUCCCGCAGACGUCUCGCCAACACAUCCAGCCCAACACUGCGCCGGUUGCAGUUGGUAAUCCAUCGACUCCAGCUGGUGCAGCUCGUCCCGAUGAAGCUGGCACCACCGAAGUCGAGGAAAGCGACCUUGAUUCUGCUGCCGCACAAUUGCAGCGCGAGACACGAUCAGCUCACAAACAACUGCCUGUCGAUGUCGAACAAGCAUCGAGGGAGCUUGAUGAAGACGAAGAUGAAGAAGUUAGCGACUUCCACUCAUCUCAGGUUCUCAGAGGUACUCAACAAGAGCCGGUUGAUCAUGAAGAGCAGAGCACGAGCUUUGUUGACGCGGAAGAAUCGGCUGCUCUAGUCGAUAUUAUCGCUAUUUCCUCGAGUCUUGACAACGUUGAUGAUUCCACGGCAAUGGUAGACGCCGCUGCGGCUUCGAGCCUCUCUGCAAAAAACUCGCCCUAUGAACCAGGCACCACCACUGGAUCAACACUCACUUACAGCUCGAUUAACAGCUCGUCAGGCGUACACACAAUGCCAGUCCCGGUUGCGAUUUCUCGCCGCUUCGCUGCUGGUGUCGUGAUUCCAGACUCACAGAGCCACUUGGACGGAACCAGUCUUCAUCUUUCAGAACCUCAGAUCGAGCAAGUUGACAUAUCGAUGAGAGAUGUCGAGGACGUCGAAGAUGUUGAAGACGAUCCUACCGAAAGUCAGAUCGUGAUCGAGGGCAAUGCUGAGCAGGGCUCUAUUCCUGAGAGCAGCGUGGUACAGGUACAGGUACAGAUGUCAGAGGAUGCUCCGCAGCCGAACGUCGCUACUCAGAGCGAGCCAUCACUGGAUGCAACAAUCGGAAACAUUAUCAACCCGGAACCUAUUCUCAUUGCGGUAUCAAGCCCUGUUGCUCAAGUAUCUGAGCAAAUUCUUACGCGUUCUGUUUCGCCGGCAUCUGAAGUUGCUGCGCGUUCCAGCUCAACCUCAUCGGCACCACCUACAGAGGUCCCCGAUAAAUCGACACAGACGGACUCUCAGCAAUUUGGUGAUUCCCAAUCGCAGCAGGAGGACGAGAUCUCGUUUCAGUCACAACCGAAUACUCCCCGUGCUCUCAACCAACAAAUCGGCCAAAACACAGCAUCCGUCGAAGUGACCACCCAGCAAAGUCACGUGGAACAAGCCGCCCAGCUGGUCUCCUUCCAACAACAACAACAGAACCAACCACCCCCGACACUUGAGUUUGCGGUGCGCAGUUCUGCAGAGGAUUUGACCACAUCUUCUUCGACUGGACUUCUGACUCAAGUGCCUCAACUUCCUGUGCAGAGAGGACCCACCCUGGUCGCGUCUGUUCAAGACACCUUGACAAGUCAAUAUCAGAAACCACCAUCUGCUGAUUCAUCAAGCCCCAUUCCUGCCAUUCCAUCGCAGUUCUCGGGCACUAUUGGUGAAUCUGCCCCCUCUCCAAUUCGUGCUCACACACCGAACUCCAACAUGAGUGGUCCUCCUAGACGUACCACAAAAGAGCGAGUGGACGCCAUGAGAGCUGCUGUUAAGUUAAGAUUUGAGGCUGAAGAGAUUCGCAUUGCCGCCGAGGAAGCCGCCGCGGAAACCGCUGAGCAAGCCGCUGAGCAAGCUGCUACGCGCACAGCACCCGCCAUGAGUCUCUCAAUCCCCAGUGUCUCCUCGCCUAAGCCUGCAUCCGCUGUGCCUGCAAGACUGAUGUCGCCUGCUGUUACUGAUCGUGAGGUUCGUUCCCCUUCGACUGUUCCUCCUGUCGAGAUUAUACCUGAGCAGGCACCCGAGGAGUACUCGCGCUCAGAGCGCUAUGAGACCUUGCUCCCUGGUCAAGAGCCUCAGAUCAACGCAUCGCGCGCAUAUGUCUCACAGGAUCUUGAUAUGCCGGACGCCUCUGUUGUUGAUCUUGACCACAACCAGCACUUGGUCUCACUGGAUUUCGGUACACUUCAGAGGUCCUAUUACAAGGGUGUCUUCGGCGAUUGCAAGAGCUUCGUCGACGAAUUCACCUUGCACAAAGUCUGGCCCGCUGAAACUGGUCUUGCGUAUGAAGCUCGUGCCUUCAUUCAUCGUCUCCACAACUACGUCAACCACCCUGACCUUGAGAAUGUCGGCACCUUCGAUUCCACCCAAGCCAGUCCAGCUACGCAGGCGGAGUGGGACGAGAGCAUCAGUUCCAAGUUCAGAUUUUUGAAGACUCUACUGGACGCUGCAAAGCGUCACAACUUGCACCUUGCCUUACUCGUCGAGCCUGGAAGACUUGCUGGUAUUCUUCAGAACUUCUUGCAAGCCACCAAUAUUAUGUACAACGUGAUUGAUGGCGAGAACAACGUAGUAAACCAGAGUUCAACCGCCACCAUGUUGUUGACCACCGUCACAACUGCUGUUGACAUGCCGUUGUUGGACAUGGACAUGAUCGUCGUCCUUCCUGGAAGUUUGUCUGACGAAACCAUUACCCGCACCCAGAAGAUGCUCUCGCAUAACACGCUCGUGCCGACCAUCUCUCUUGUGGUUCCCUUCACGAUCGAACAUGCCGAACGCUGCCUUUCCUCGACAGUUUCCGAGUCAGAACGUCUUCACGUACUUGUCAGCACCACCACAGGUGAGAGGCUGAACGCUGGCUGGCAGAAUGGCGGUAACGAGUCGGACUUCAGUCGCAAGGCAUCAGACAUCAUUGCAUGGAUUCUGAACCCUGCAGAGUCAGACUGGCCGCUCUAUGGUCUGCCUGAAAUGAAGCUGAUCGAAGCCAUACCCAGUCAACCCAGUUCCGAAGAUGAGCUCGCAAUCAACGGCGACUCUAACAAACGCCAACUUGACGCCCCCGAGGUACCUUUGGCAAAGAAAGCCCGCGUCGAAGAGUCACUCCCUUUGACCAUCAACCCUAAUGACAUGCAUCUCCCAUCCGGUGAGAUUCCUCACUCGCAUAUUAGCGAUUCUGUGCCAGCCUCUCAGCAUGCCUCGACCCUCCAGGAACUCAACCGUGCUCGGCAGCAGGUCUCAGAUUGGGCUCAGGAUAUGGAGAAGCAACAGUUCAACUGUGAAGAACAGCGUGCUCAGAUGGUUCAAGCUCAAAAGGAGCGCAACGAAGCCCUCGAGAGUGUGCAAAGAGUGACCAACCGUCUUGAAGGCUUGCAGACCAAGAACAUCUCUUUGCGCGACGAGGUCUUGGACCUGAAGAAGCAGCUGGGCGUAGCACAAGUCGCUCUGCUCAACCACACAAUUCCCGAGCGUGCCGAGCUCGAACAAAGCAAGGCCGAUACUCUGGCCGCCGUUGCCGAUAGAGACAAGGAGAUCAAGCGUACAAAGGCCACCGAAGAACAGCUAGACUACCUGCGCGACCAAUACCAGUCUCGCUCCAACGAGAACACCUCCCUUGCAGCUGCCAACACCGAACAGGAGAGACGCAUCUCUGCACUCGAGAUCAGGGCAUCUGGCGAGCAAGCCAGACUUCGCACCAUCAACGUCGCGACUUACACAGACAAGGUCAUGGACGACAACAGGAGGCUCAAGAUCAUGCUCAGGGAAAGAGAAGGUACCAUACAACGCGUUACCGAGGAAAACGUUCGUCUUCGCGAGACUACUCGUGGACGUGUUGGUACUCGCGCCACUAGCAUUCCUCGCAGUCCUGCCCGUGCUAACGCCCGCGAAUCUCUCAGUCGUCAGGGUAGUCCCUCGAUUGACAAGCGUCCUCCUCAUCCUCUUAGCAAGAGUACUACCAAGGAGUAG